GUGGUAGCGGUUUUGAUGAUCAGCAGAUGAACACGGGUUCAAUGCUGGUAAUUGCUGAACUCUUAUUAAAAAAUAGGGGUGAUUUAUCAGCAUUUAGGGAGUUCUGAACCACUCUGUAGUGAACUUUGGAAAGUGUGUUAUACACCCAUCUGACGUGUUAUUGACAUGAGUCCUGAGUGGCAACACGUACUGGAUGUUUGAGGCAGUGAUGCUUUUAAAAAGUGUGGAAACACUUCUAACCUGCUGUGUAAUGCUACUCUUUGAUGAGAGAUAACUGAACUAGUUCUUGAUAGUCCUACACUUUCUUGAAAAGAUCUAUAUGAAUCCUGUUUAAUGAUCCAUCGAAGUUCACUGGAGUGCACAUUUUGAUAUGAAGCGAAGAUUCCAUUGCAUUUAAUUCACAUUGUGAUUAUGAAAUCACCUGCAGAACAAAUUAAAUUUGUUUAUAGGUACAUGCUGAUAUAUAUUUCUCAUUGGAUUAUUUGAGCUGUGGAAUUUAUACAUUUGGAAUAUAUUUCUACACCCAUUGACCUCCUGGAAGAAGUGUGCUCAGUAUAAUUAUUGAAAACAACUUUUCCCUGUGUAUGCUCUGACUACGGCAUAACUGAUUUUCCAAGCAACCUUUACUGAACUUUUUUGUGCAUGGACGUAUUCUAAUAAUGAACCAUUUGUUGGACCCCAUGAAACACUGAGUGAUCAUGAGUUCUUUGUUCAGCAUCCGCCUUCCUUUCGAGCUGUCCUUCUUCCAGGAUGCACCGGCAUCCCAGGAUGUCCCUUCCCAGCUGACAGCAAAGACCACAUCCCAUCCUCCAAUCAUCCAGGAAAGCACAACUACCAUUCAACACCAGCAACGUACCCUCAACAGCAGCAACAAUCCCCAACAACAUCGCAUCCUCCCUGGCAACACCACCCACCAGCAGCACCGUAUUCUACCUGCCAACCCACACCACAUCACCAACAACAACGAAGACCCAAUCAUCCAGGCCAAGAGAGCAGUGCUUCAGCAUCGUCAUCACGAUCAUCUGGCAUUGACCAAGAGCAGUCAGGAUAAUUGCACUAAUGCCAGGAAGGGAUCAAGAGAUGGCAUUGGUAUGGGGGUCAGUACCGGUGUUGGUAUGGUGGAGGAUGGGGAUGGUCAUAGCACUAGGGAAGAGUUUCACAACCUCCUGAUUUCGAUGUAUAAAUCUGAGAGGUCAUCAGGUACAGACAAUGGCCCAAUAGUAUCCAAAUCAACUACGCCCAUCUCUCCUACCGCCAUCACCACUAACACCACCAAUGCUAUCACGACUGGCUUCCAAGAGUCGCCACGCCCGGCAACCUCCACCGGCAUGGUUCCAGACGUGGAACAGAUGAAGAGGAUGAUGGUGAAGCAGAAGGCCAGAGAGAUGGCAGAGAGUGCCCAGAGGGCGCUAGUCAGGGACCGGGAGGUGGAGAACCUGAAGCAGGAGCUAGAAGCUAUCAAGAAGACAUUGGAGAUCAGCAGAGAGGAUAGGCUCAUUGAGGUAAGGAUCCUGCAAUACGAGGUGGAUUGGUUUCUAUAUAAAGUGGAAGGUGGGGGUAAAGGCAAUGACUGCGAGGGUGGGGAAAAGAGACCAGCCCUGUCCAUGAGGACAAAACUGCAUUCAGUACUUUGAAUCACUUUGAAUACACUGUGCAAUGGUAGUUAUAUUCAUAAAAAAAUAUUGAUCACUAGGAGCGGGGAUAUGAGUAGAGGGAAAGAAGAAAGAGAGAGAGAGGGGGGAUAGUAAGAUCGUGAGAGGGGGGAAAGUAAGAUCGUGAGAGGGAAGAUUUGGAGAGAGGGAAAGGGAGAGCAGGGGGUGAUAGAAUGAGAUUGAGAGAGAGGAGGAGGAGGGAGAUUCAGGGGAGGGGGAGGCAUAGGGGGUGUUUGUGUUAAUGUUCACGUCAGGAGGCGAAUAGAAAAAAUAUAGAAUAUCAAAUGAGUACUCAGUAGAGCCCAAAUACCAUCCAUCCUUUAUUAACCUGACUUUUCCAGCUCUAGCCACAUGUCCAUGAAUUAUCAUUAUGAUUAUUACCACUGGCUGGUCUUAAAAGCCUGCCGUCCUUGCAGGGAAAAAGAUAUCUCCAUCUACCUAGCGAUCAUCCUAUUCUAUUGAUUAAGAAACCCCCAUCUACUAACUAAGCCUUGAAACAGAGAGCCUGUCACUCAAUUAUGCUAUCCAUUUUGAAAGGAUAUCUUUUUCCUCAGCAUCAUCUGUCUAGACAGCAUCUAUAUGCCAUAAGGCAUUAAAUCAUAUUUUUACUCGUUUCCUAAAAGAAAUGCCAUCAGCUCAUUUGGUUGUUGAAAUUCAGGGUUACCUGCAUGAGGGAGGGGGAUAAGAGAUUAAUGAAUCCACUGCCAGCUUGGAGACUACAAGUUAUAAAACUAAUUGAUAUGAAAUACCUUCACAAAUGAGCAAAUCAUUAUCAGAUGAAUGUAUGAUAAUGCAGCUAUGUGUUUUUGAUCAUAAAUAUCAUGUAUAUGUAAGCUGCCAUUUAUAAUUAAUCACCCUUCUUGACGUAUUGGAAGCGAUGGCUCAAUGUGUUUUCCUGUGUUUAUAAGUAUUAAAAGCAUUAUCAUGUAGCUUUUGAAAAUAAAGACAGGUGAUUAAAUUAUUCCAAAACUGAAUAAAGAAACCAUGUUGCUCUUGAUGACAUGUGUUCUGCUUAUUGGUUCAUUGGUUCUGAGGAGAUGACAUCACCUCUGAAAACCCUUUAUUAUUUUCACCCUUUAAGAAUAUAAGACUUAUCUCCAUUUUGAUGAUAAGGGCUAUGAACAGAUGUCUAAGCUAGAAAUUCCUAGGACUAUGAAUAUUCAGAUUGGUGACAUAACAUAUCCAAGAUAACUAAAGCUUUAAAAAAUGUAAUAGAAGAACAAAGUUUAUAUCUAUGGAGGGUUUAGGGUUUAUGAAUAUCUUUAUGUGUUGUAAAUUAUCUUGACCCUAAUUCACUUUAACACUUACUCUUCUUUAAUCUCAUGAUGCCAGUGUAAUAAUAUAUCUGUAAAGUGUCUAGAGAUGUUGUUCUGAUUUAUCAAGCACUAUAUAAAAGCAGAUUAUUAUUAUUAUGCUGAAAAAAAUUCUGUUAAAUUUCAUUUCAGGUGUUAUCUUGAGAAAAUGAACGCUCAUGGGUUAUACCAAUAGGCUAAAAUUGUACAUUGAAAUUGCUUUAGAGUCAGAUGUGCAGGUGAAAAAGAAUAAAAAGAUGAGGGAAGGUGUAGGGGGUAGAAGAAGGACAAUGAUGGAAGAUAAAGUGGCUAGCAGAAGGUAAAACACGAAAGAAAUAGAAGGGGUUGGAAAAGAAGUACAAGUAUAUACAUGUAGGCACAAUGGCUAGGUUG
This is a messenger RNA of Lytechinus pictus (painted urchin), 3337 nucleotides long. RefSeq lists its product as uncharacterized. The record is from RefSeq and is a predicted model, not a curated record. Bases 699 to 1634 code for a protein of 311 amino acids. NCBI's taxonomy places the organism in Eukaryota, Metazoa, Echinodermata, Echinoidea, Temnopleuroida, Toxopneustidae. The transcript is spliced from 2 exons.